AUGGUUGCACAAUCAUCUACUAACAUCCGGGUGCAGCCGGGGAUCUGCGAAACCACCCCAGGAGUCAAGUCGUACUCGGGCUAUGUUCAUUUGCCCCCAGGAACUCUUGGAAAUGUGCAGGUGAACCAGCCUUAUCCCAUCAAUACAUUUUUUUGGUUCUUCGAGGCCCGUCAUGAUCCCAGAAAUGCGCCAUUGUCUAUCUGGAUGAACGGCGGCCCCGGGAGUUCGUCCAUGAUCGGUCUCAUGCAGGAGAACGGCCCAUGCCGCGUAAAUCCCGAUUCUAAUUCGACUGAGCCCAACCCUUGGUCGUGGAAUAACUACGUCAAUAUGCUCUACAUCGACCAGCCCAACCAGGUCGGUUUCAGCUAUGACAUCCCCACCAAUGGCACCUACGAUCAGACCGGCGCCGGCUGGGACGUGUCAAAAUGGGAGCAUGGAAUCCCUAUCCAGAACAAUACUUUCUAUGUCGGCACAACGACAAGCAACGAGCAGAGUGCUUCUGCUAACAGCACGGAAAAUGCGGCUCGGUCGCUGUGGACCUUUCUGCAGACCUGGCUAUCUGAAUUCCCAGAGUACAAACCGCAUGAUGACCGUGUGAGCAUUUGGACCGAGUCUUAUGGCGGUCGCUACGGUCCAUCCUUUACUGCAUUUUUCCAGGAGCAGAACGAGAAAAUUGAAAAGGGGACUCUCCCGGCAGCUAGCGAGUCUUACUAUAUCCAUCUGGACACGCUGGGCAUCAUUAAUGGAUGUGUCGACCUCCUUGUGCAAGAACCUUCUUAUCCAAAGAUGGCGUAUAGCAAUACGUACGGCCUGGAGACCAUCAACAAGACUGUCUACAACCAAGCCAUGCACUCCUGGGGCCGGCCUGGUGGUUGCAAAGAUCUGAUCCAGCACUGCCGGGCCUUGUCCGCUGACGGUGACCCUCAGAUGUACGGGAAUAAUGCAACUGUGAACGAGGCCUGUCAAAAGGCCAACGAGUACUGCAGCAACCAAGUGGAGGGUGCUUAUCCCAACUAUGCUGACCGGGGCUACUACGACAUUGCCCACAAAAAUCCCGAUCCGUUUCCUCCUCCAUACUUCCUCGGCUUCCUGAACCAGCACUGGGUCCAGGGCGCACUUGGUGUGCCCAUCAACUUCACCGAGUCUGUCGACAGCGUUUACUAUGGUUUCACAUCGACAGGCGACUACCCGCGCUCUGACGUCCGCGGAUACCUCGAUGAUCUUGCCUAUGUGCUGGACUCUGGCAUCAAAGUUGCGCUGGUAUAUGGCGACCGCGACUAUGCCUGUAACUGGAUCGGUGGCGAGGACGUGAGUCUCGCUGUCAACCACGCCGAGGCAGCUGCUUUCCGGGCCGCGGGAUAUACACCUCUACAUACGAAUGCCUCCUACGUGGGCGGCCAGGUACGACAGCAUGGUAAUUUCUCUUUCACUCGCGUCUACGAGGCAGGCCAUGAGGUGCCUGCGUACCAACCUGAGACAGCCUACGCGAUUUUCCAUCGUGCGCUAUUUAACAAAGACCUGGCGACGGGCAAAACCGAUACAGCGUCUCAUGGAUCGUACUCGACCCGGGGUCCGGCGUCGACGUGGCAAAUCAAAAACAAGGUACCCGAGAGCCCGGACCCGCUAUGUUACGUGCUCUCGCUCGGUUCCUCUUGCACAGCCGAUCAAAUCGCCAGUGUUGUCAAGAAUACUGCGGUGAUCAAGGAUCAUGUUGUUGUGGAUUGGUAG
Penicillium macrosclerotiorum is the source of this 1728-nucleotide messenger RNA. It is a transcript of the gene cp1, whose product is annotated as putative carboxypeptidase S1. Lineage: Eukaryota; Fungi; Ascomycota; Eurotiomycetes; Eurotiales; Aspergillaceae. The record is from RefSeq and is a predicted model, not a curated record. Gene Ontology annotation, cellular component: fungal-type vacuole. Gene Ontology annotation, biological process: proteolysis. The coding region runs from base 1 to 1728 and encodes 575 amino acids. The transcript has a single exon. Gene Ontology annotation, molecular function: serine-type carboxypeptidase activity.